This is a messenger RNA of Podospora bellae-mahoneyi, 1797 nucleotides long. RefSeq lists its product as uncharacterized. The record is from RefSeq and is a predicted model, not a curated record. NCBI's taxonomy places the organism in Eukaryota, Fungi, Ascomycota, Sordariomycetes, Sordariales, Podosporaceae.
AUGGCUAACCAAAAGACGGAGGAUAUCAAGGAUCUAAAAGCCUUCCGCUACAUGCAGCGGCAGCGACAAGACUACUUCGACCAGUUCCGCAGAGGACUGAAUUAUGGUCACCCCGGCAACGAGGCAUUGAUGAAACUGCAAGUCCCCAAGCCUGGGAAAUGGAAGGGCUACCAAAACAAACACGCAAGGCACUUUAUCUACAAAAUCCAGGAGGUCUGGGACGAAGCAGGUCCUGGACAGACCAGGCAGGCUGCCUUGGAGGCUAACGACAGACUGGCUGCGACUAUGGCGGUUGCUGACUUCAGGCUGGUCAAGGUUCUUGGCUGGGGUGGUUUAGGCGUGGCCAGUAUGUACGACGCCGUUGGCAAGGACAACAAAACGCUACGGGUCGUGUGCAAAAUUGACAUCUUUCCCCAUUACCCGUGUAUCCCCCGUGAGGUCAAGGCCCACCUCAUGACCGCGGGCGCGAAACACGUCAUGCAGCAGGUUAUCUUGCAGGCUGAGGGGGAUAUAUCUGAUGCCGCGAUCAACAGACUGGGAAUUAUAGCGAGGCAGACAGCGGCUGGGGUGGAUAUGACUGUGCCUGCGUCUAUUGAUAGGGGAGAAAACGCAAACGUGACCCCAAGGAUGGCGAUGGCGAUAAUGAUUUUUGAAGUGAUUGAGGCGGUGCCAAUUGGCGAGUUUGAGGAGCUGGAUUUGAACGAAAUCAAGCACGACAUGAAAGUAGACGCGAGAAAAGAGCUGGAUGCGAACCAGAGGGUGCUGUUUAUUCAGUUUAUGAAUCGUGGGCGGUUGGACGAUCAUAUCUGCAGGGCUGUCAUGACCAGGAGGCCGUUCCCGACUCUGGUUUUGUGGCAAGUGUUUGAUUGUUUAUUUCGCGGUGUGAUAGGAAUGGCCUAUCCUGUAGCCUUUAUGCCUUGGGACGUCGACCCGAGCAAAGUACAGGUCCCCGAAGUAUCUGAAACAGCAAGAGGUCUCAGACCACUCGAGUCCUACGAUAACAGAGACACGAUGGUCCAUUAUGACAUCGACCCAUUGAAUAAUUUGGGCCUGAUCCACAUCUACAACGGGAAUACCAGCGCCUGGGUCUACUGGAAUUCGAGAGGCAGAGGCAAACAAUCAGAACAAUUCUCUGAAGAAUGGGAUUACAUCAGCGGAAACCCAAGAACGAUCAAAUCCGAGACGGCUGGAAAUUUUAACUGGUGGAUCAACCUGUAUCAAAUCGCACUUGUAAUCUGGCAAAUGGUGUCCCUCUGUCACGCAGAACUUUCACCCUCGCCUGAAAAGAUCACUAUCAAAAUGCUCGACGGCACCGAAACGACCGCAUAUGGCUUUGGUGGCUACAUCCUCAACGACAAGAAGUUCAAGCACAUCGACCGUGACCUCCGCGAGCUGAUCAAUCAGUGCAUGCUUCAUGUUCCCGCCAAGCGCCCGACGAUGGAGCAGCUUGAGAACCUUCUCCGAAGCAAGACGAACAUCCAGGGUGUGGACCCGCAAAACCAGGAACAGGUGGAGGCGCAGAGAUACUGUGAAUGGCUGUUCAGGGGGACUCCGGCGCCCAAACCGGCGCAGCCAGUUGACCACAAACUACCGGCUGGGCUGGGGGGUUGGACGGUCAAGAAUGUGGUAGAGGAGCAAAAGAUUUGGCUGGAGAUGCCCGAGGAGGCAGCGAGAAGGAAGGCGCUGAAUAAGGCUGCACAGACGAGGCACAUGAACCCGGGGAGGGUGCUGGAAAAUAGGUUCGGGAUUGUGAGGGAGGUGAGGAAUUUAUGGGGGGAUUACUUCAAGAGGAAGUGA